Daphnia pulicaria is the source of this 1989-nucleotide messenger RNA. Its product is annotated as cytochrome P450 3A2-like. Lineage: Eukaryota; Metazoa; Arthropoda; Branchiopoda; Diplostraca; Daphniidae. The transcript is spliced from 14 exons. Bases 295 to 1827 code for a protein of 510 amino acids. The record is from RefSeq and is a predicted model, not a curated record. Gene Ontology annotation, molecular function: monooxygenase activity; iron ion binding; oxidoreductase activity, acting on paired donors, with incorporation or reduction of molecular oxygen.
UCAGUAGUUAUUCGUCGACCGUCAAUCGAGGAGGUUGUGUAGAUAAACGGUCGUUUAUUCACGAUUAUGUUGAUGGACCUUUCGGAUAUUUUCGGACAAUUUUGCCUUUUGAAUGUCGGCGAGAAGCACAUGUGAAAGUCAGGAAUGCCUCAUAUCAACUCAUUAUAUACACCCUUGACUUCGGGGAUGGGCCAAGCUCAUCCUUUUAACGGUCGGGUGGCCUUGACUGAGCCACGUAGCCCCCAUAAAGGAGUUUGCUGCAUCCGUUCAGUAUCGUGAAACAUUCGUCCGUGAAUGGACCUUUUGGAUAUUCUUUCUUCGCCCGUAACAUGGGUAGUAACAAUCGUCUCUCUUCUGUACAUACUUUACAGACAUUUCACGUCAACAUUUAAUUAUUUUUCCGACCAAGGAAUUCCUGGUCCCAAACCAAUGCCCAUCAUCGGCAACAUGUGGGGCAUCUGGAAGGCGAACCUCCCCGAGUACGAUUCGGCUCUGGUGAAACAAUAUGGCAAAGUGUUCGGAUAUUUUGACGGUUUAGUACCGAACCUUUGGAUCACAGAUGUUGACAUGAUAAAGGCUGUAUGUGUCAAAGAUUUCGAACACUUUGUCGACCGCAGAUCUUUCCAAAUUAAAACGAAGGUCAUGCGCAAAUGGUUAAUAAUGAUGAAGGGGCAAGAGUGGAAGGACGUUCGCUCGUCCAUCACUCCGGCUUUCACCUCUGGAAAAAUCAAAAGGAUGUCCUCAUUGAUCAAAGAUUGCGUUGGCGAUUUAUGCGACCGUCUCUCAAAUUUCACCGAAAACGAUGGGAAAAUUAAUGCCAAGCUGACUUUUAGUGCCUUCACCAUGGACGUGAUUGCAAGAUGUGCUUUCGGUUUAAAAAUUGAAACUCUCGGGAACGAAGACGAUACAUUUAUCAAGAACGCACAGCAUGUUUUAAAUCCACCAACUAAUAGAUCACCUAUUGUUCUGCUUCCGUUGCUGUUUCCUACCUUGUUUCUUAUGUUCGCCGAGCGUAUUUUCCUCACCAAAGAGAUGACAUUCUUUUUUGAUCUGUUGGAAAAUGUUCUCCGAGAAAGAUCGCAAUCUAAAGAGAAAUUCAACGACUUCAUCGAAAUGGCCGACGAAGCCAUUUCCGAUUUCACGAAGGAAGUCGAUGGUAAAACUGUUCCGAUGUGGUCUCGUGAGGAAAUUGACGAAAUUAUUAUUGCACAGUCGACACUCUUCAUGUUGGCCGGAUUUGACACGACCGCCACCACUCUGACUAACACGUGUUUUCAACUGGCAAGGAAUCCAGACGUUCAAGAAAAGCUAUACGAAAGCAUCGUUGGGAAAAUGGAAGAAUAUGGUGAAGUUUGUCACGAAAUGGUCCAAGACCUUCCGUACCUCGAAAUGGUUAUCCAUGAGGUAAUGCGCAUUUAUUCCCCGUUUCUAAGAAUCGAGCGAGAAUGCACCAAGGAUUACUCUUACGAUAAUGGACGUAUAAAAAUUAAGAAAGGACAAAUGGUAACUAUUCCGGCAUUUGCUCUGCAUCGCAUGGAAGAAUAUUACCCAGAUCCUGAAAAAUUUGAUCCUGAAAGGUGGAGUCCCGAAAACAAGGCCAACCAGAGUCCUUACACCUUCAUGGGGUUCGGGGCAGGACCGAGAAACUGCGUAGGAAUGCGUUUCGCAUUGGAAGAAAUGAAAAUUGCCAUCUGUACUAUGGUCCAGAAGUUCCGUUUCUUUCCAGUCGAAGAGACACCGGAGAAACUUAGCUUUGACGACGGUCUUACCCAAAUUCUUCAACCUGUUCACGCGGUAGUGGGCAUUGAAUUCCGUCAAUCCAAGUAGAAUUAUUUAUAGUAGUUCUACUACGAAGAAAUUAAUUUGUGGAUGGAGUAAUUAUGGAUUAAAUCUAUGCUUAACAUAUAUUCAUAUGGCCGCUAUCAUCGGUAACAUUUUUUUAUUUUGUUUCAGAAAUGCUUUGGCAUAAUAAAUAACAGUAUAGUAAUA